GCGCCGUCGCUAGAAGAGCUGCUGUCGGCCGUGGACCUGCAUGGUCCUCUCUCUCUGUUUCUCACUAUGGGCAUGCCCGUUAUGAAGGCGGAACAUGGCGUCGAUAUGGAAGCCAUUAUGAGCGGGGACGUCUCUGCCAUGGUGCCUUUAUUCGAUCUGCCAGACGUCAAGAAGUGGAUUCAACGCGUUCUACCGGUCUACUUGCGUAGGGGUUGGCUACGUGCCUGA
This is a messenger RNA of Gryllus bimaculatus (two-spotted cricket), 228 nucleotides long. The record is from the annotation of a GenBank genome assembly. NCBI's taxonomy places the organism in Eukaryota, Metazoa, Arthropoda, Insecta, Orthoptera, Gryllidae.